Molecule: messenger RNA, 2096 nt
Organism: Capsicum annuum
Lineage: Eukaryota; Viridiplantae; Streptophyta; Magnoliopsida; Solanales; Solanaceae
Product: D-xylose-proton symporter-like 2
Exons: 14
Coding region: 303-1799 (498 amino acids)
Biological process (GO): transmembrane transport
Cellular component (GO): membrane
Molecular function (GO): fructose transmembrane transporter activity
Source: RefSeq, a predicted model, not a curated record
AAUUCCAUGAAAAAAAAAAACAUUUUUCCUUUUAUCUAACACAACCUUUGUUUUGUUUUCCAGAUAACCGCCAUGCCUCGCCUGUCACUUCAAUAUUUAAUUUUAGUUUGUUCACCGUAGAAAUCGCCAUGUCUCUACCAUUUUCCAAUUUUCAGCUCAAUUGAAGAAAGCAACGUUGCUAAUCUAUUGACCUCUCCUUCUUUCUAUAUAUGUGUAUUCUCCCCAAAACUUAAUUUACACAGCUUAAUAACAAUAAUUAGCAUAUUCAACAUUAACUUAAACAAUUAUUUUGGUUUUAUCCAAUGGCGACAGCUAACGAUCCCGAGCAGCUAAUUGCGGGUGAAAAUUCGUCUAAUGAGAUCAACAUCGCUCAAGAGCCACUUUUGAAAGGCGAGCAUCAUGCUGAGAAUUACUCAAUACGCUCCGCAAUACUACCUUUUCUGUUCCCCGCUUUUGGAGGACUGCUUUAUGGUUAUGAUAUUGGAGCCACAUCCUCUGCUACAAUUUCCAUAGAGUCAGCUACAUUGAGUGGAAUUUCUUGGUAUAAUAUGUCUUCUGUACAAACUGGUCUCAUAACUAGUGGCUCACUGUAUGGUGCUUUAAUUGGCUCUGCCGUUGCUUUCCAAAUUGCCGACUGGCUUGGAAGAAGGAGGGAGUUGAUUGUGUCUGCUGUGUUCUAUUUUUUUGGAGCUCUGGUAACAGCAUUCGCUCCUGUCUAUGUUAUUAUGGUAAUUGGGCGCUUGCUGUAUGGUGUAGGUAUUGGACUGGCAAUGCAUGCUGCUCCUAUGUAUAUUGCUGAGACGGCUCCCAGCCAGAUACGAGGACAGCUGAUUUCUCUUAAGGAGUUCUUCAUAGUAUUUGGGAUGCUUGUUGGAUAUACGGCUGGAAGUCUUCUGAUCGAAACUGUUGCUGGUUGGCGAUAUAUGUACGGAGUUAGUGCCCCAUUAGCAGUUAUUAUGGGAAUUGGAAUGUGGUGGCUUCCUUCGUCGCCCAGGUGGAUUCUUCUAUGUGCUAUACAGGGGAAGGGUGAGCUAAAGGGUUUAAGAGAGAAGGCUAUAUGUUGCUUAUGCCAGCUCAGAGGAGCUGCAAUUGGUGAUUCAGCAUCUCGUCAAGUAGAUGACAUUUUGUCUGAGCUUUCACAACUAAGCGAAGAAAAAGAGGCUACAAUCGGUGAAAUGUUGCAAGGAAAAUGCUUGAAAGCCCUAACAAUUGGUGCUGGACUAAUCUUGUUUCAACAGAUAACUGGGCAACCAAGCGUCCUCUAUUAUGCUGCAAAAAUUUUUCAGGAUGCUGGAUUUUCUGCUGCAGCUGAUGCUACCAGAGCUUCAAUUUUCCUUGCACUGUUGAAGCUCAUUAUGACUGCCGUAGCAGUGGUAGUUGUUGAUAAGCUUGGGAGAAGGCCUCUGCUGCUUGGAGGUGUGUCUGGGAUUGCAGCAUCACUUUUCCUCCUGGGAUCAUAUUACACUUACCUGGGUGAUGUACCGGCGGUGGCUGUUACUGCUUUGCUAGUGUAUGUUGGCUGCUACCAGUUGUCAUUUGGUCCUAUUGGUUGGUUGAUGAUCUCAGAGAUCUUUCCCUUGCGCGUUAGAGGGAGAGGGUUGAGUAUUACUGUUCUUGUGAAUUUCGGUGCAAAUGCUCUGGUGGCAUUUGCAUUUUCUCCUCUUCAGGACUUACUGGGGGCUGGAAAUGUAUUUUUCAUCUUUGGUGGCAUAGCUGUUUUAUCUCUUCUAUUCAUCUUCUUCAUCAUACCAGAGACAAAAGGGCUCACUUUGGAAGAGAUUGAGGCGAAAUAUCUUUAGAACUCUCAUCUUAGAACAAAAUUCCCGUACUUAAAUUGUCUCCAUGUCAGAAUACUUGGGGCAAUCAAGUUUGUUGUAUUAUUGCGCUCUCUAACACCAGUAUACAUAAUGGAGGAUUUGUAAUUAGCCUUGCUGUGUAUCACAUCGUAUAUGUAUUAUGUCACACUACUUUGAGCUAAAGGAAAAUAUGGCAAGAAUGCGUCAAUAUGCUGUUUAACUUGAUUCCCAGCUUUAGGGACAAUUUUUCAGCAUGAAUAUGUGUCGAAUACCAGUAAUGUUAAUAUAUCCUUUUCUCUA